Rodentolepis nana is the source of this 585-nucleotide messenger RNA. The record is from the annotation of a GenBank genome assembly. Lineage: Eukaryota; Metazoa; Platyhelminthes; Cestoda; Cyclophyllidea; Hymenolepididae.
AUGAUAGAUUUGGACUAUGCAACAGACAUCAGUAACCGAAUGCAAGUUCCAAGUCGGCUAUCUCUCGCAAUGCCGGAAUUUUCAUCUGCCGAUAAUAUAUCUUCUUUGAAUUCUUCUUCGGGAGUCAUUGUCUCCGGUUCUAAUCUAUCCCACAGUGUCUUAUAUCCAUAUGAUCUCCCUGUUUCAAGACCGAGUUUAGAACCUCCGCCCGAAUCUAUUGUUUUGAGUCAGGUUGAUUAUCCAGAUAUUGAUCGCGUUACCCGAUCCCAGUAUACCCCUAUCGACCCAAGUAGAGAAAACAGCAAUCUCAGCCUUUUUAAUGGGCGUCACUACGUUAGUCCAAAUGCUACCAUGGAUGACGAUAGAACAUUAGUGGAUGUUGAUGCUAAUGGUGAGGGACACUCCAAGCCAGCAGUAUGCGACCAGGAUUUGGAAGGUAUGGAGACGCGAAUGCAGGAGUUGGUUUCUCGUGUAGCAGCCUUAGAAACUACCAUGGCCCGACAACAACGCCGUGAUCUCUUAAUUCUUCUGUUAAUUGGAGCCUACGUCCUUGCUAAGCUUGGUCGUCCAUUUCUUCGCAAUUGA